Messenger RNA from Leishmania major strain Friedlin, 2034 nucleotides. Its product is annotated as putative U3 small nucleolar ribonucleoprotein protein MPP10. Bases 1 to 2034 code for a protein of 677 amino acids. NCBI's taxonomy places the organism in Eukaryota, Euglenozoa, Kinetoplastea, Trypanosomatida, Trypanosomatidae. Gene Ontology annotation, biological process: rRNA processing. The record is from RefSeq and is a predicted model, not a curated record. The transcript has a single exon. Gene Ontology annotation, cellular component: small-subunit processome; nucleus; Mpp10 complex.
AUGCCAUCUGCUAGUACCUCCGCUUCAUCGCCUGGCAAGGCGGUGGCGGUGCCACAGCUCGGCGGCCAGCUGCGCUCGUCAAAGCACGUGCUGGAACGACUGACAAGCAGUCACUUGGACCACCUCGUUACCUCGCGUCGAAGCGGGGAUACCGUGUUGCGGGAGUCCCUCGCCGCGCUGUACUCGCUGGCGACGAAGCUGCACUCACCUGCGCUGCGCUUCGCCUCGAACACCAUCGAGACGCGUAAGGAGCGACACAUCACCACGGAGCAGGUAUGGGGUCAGCUGAACAUGCUGAUGCGGCCGGUGCUCCGCCAGCUGGAGAAUAACGUCCGCCGCGCACAGAUGCUCUACGCUGGUAGCGGCAAGGGCACUUCAGCGAAGGCGGCGCCUCAACAAUCCCGCAAGGCCGAGGCACCAUCAGGCAAAUGCAAUGAUGGUGGCCGUCGCGCACGCAAGCCCGGCGGCGACGCCGCGGAGAAGGACAUCCUCUCUACCCGCACCUCGGAGCUAGACGAGAGUGACUUGAAUGAGGAGAUUGAGGCUCUGCUGGCGAAGCAGGCGGCUAAGCGCAAGUCGCGGAAGGAGGCGAAGAAGGGUGGCGGCGGUGGCGACGAUGCAUGGCGCUACGCCUUCGGCACGGACAACGCCGGCGAGGAGGACGAUGAGGAGGACGACUGGGACGGCGAGGACUCUGACCACGGCAGGUCGCGCCGCCGUCGCCGCGAGGAGGCGGAAGAAGAGGACGAGCGGGAUGGGGAGCCGCCAGACCGGCGCGCGCGGGAUCGCAACCUGCGAGCCAUGGCGGACGGCGAGGAUGGUGCGGAGUCCGAGGAGGAGCUGGCCGCGCUCCGUGAGCUCUACGGCGACGACUUCGAGAAUGACGGGCGCGGCUUUGGGGAGGAGGAGGACGACGAGGACCCGGAUAUGGAGGAGGACAUCGAACUCGACGAUCCGGCCAACGAUGCAGCCGGUGAAGCGUACAAUGAGCAGGACGGGACGUACUUUGGCAAGGGCGACAUCCUCAACGACGAGGCGGGCGACUUCGAAGAGGAGCACGGGGGCUGCGGCGGUCGUGCCGGGCACAUUGGCGGUGAGGAUGACGACGGCACCGGUGCUGCACUGCAGGGCGAGGGGGAGGAGAUGGAUGAGGAGCUGCUCGCCGCCCUAGAGGACCCAAGCCUGUCUGAGCUGCAGAAGGAGCGCCUGCGCGAGCAGCACAUGGUGCGCAAGAUGGAGGAGAAGCGGCUCUUUGCCACCGACUGGAGCAUGGUGGGCGAGACGGCCGCCAGCAAGCGCCCGCGCGACGCGCUGCUGGAGGUGGACAACCUGGAGUUUGAGUACGGCAUGAAGGCGGUCCCAGUCAUAACCGAAGCGUUCACCGCCAAGCUGGAGGACCGCAUCAAGCAGCGCAUCCAGGACGAGAAUUAUGACGAUGUGAAGCGCAAGACGACCUUGUCAACGGAGGCUGACAUUGCCCACCCGAAGUAUGACGCUGCCCUCGACGCUCAGAAGUCGAAGAUGUCACUGAUGGACCUCUACGAAAAGGAUUUUCUGGAGAGGCAGCGACUUGCGGAGGAGGCGGCCGGCGGCCCUGACGCCCCCAAAGCGGAGCCGCUCACGGAGAUCGAGAAAGAUGAGCUGCGGGCGAUUCAGAUGUGGCAGCGGCUGGCUCAGCACCUCGAUGCCCUGAGUAACUUUCACUACACCCCGAAGCCGGUGCAGCAAGACCUCGAUGCGCGCGUGCGCGCGGUGGAGAACCAGGCACCGGCGGUGGUGAUCGAGAAUGUGGGCAACUUCGCCACAACGCGCGAGAACGCGCUAGCCCCGCAAGACCUUUACCGCGGCUCUUCGCACCGCUUCGCCGAUGUCGGCACCGAUGAGCUGACGCCGAAGGAGCGCCACGCCCUGCGUCGCUCCAAGAAGGAGGCGGGAAAGAAGGACAGGGAGCGCAAGGAGGCCCGUGACAAACAGCGCGCUGAUGUGCGCAAGCGAAAGCAGCAGUCAACUGAGCAGGCGACUGGAAUGAAGUAG